GAAAAAGAAACAGAGUGUGUUACAGUAUGUAUGAGCAGAGGGGGUUUAUGGUGCCUCUAUACCGCCUAUGACUGAUAUUCUGACAUUUAGACUGACUGUGGACAAAGUUGAGGACAGUGUCAGUGCUGCUGCUGCUGCUGCUGUAUAAACCCAAGAGGACAUAACAUACGACCUCUCCAAUCCCAUAUCUUCCGGGAGACUCUUUUUGGGGGGACGGUGGUCCAACUUCUGGCCACCUGCCCAGUGACACCUGGUAAACGAUACGGCCACGCUGCGCAUGCGUAAUAGCCUGCCAAAACCCCAACGCAGUCUCGCCUGUCAACCAAUAGUGUUCCAAUCUGACCAGAGAUAAAGUUGGAGCAGAGGAGUGAAGUCGAGUGAAGUGGAGGAUUUCAGACCUGAGCAGACAGAAAGAAUAAAAAAAUGCCGAGGUCUUUCUUGGUGAAGAGUAAGAGGGCCCACAGCUACCACCUGCCACGGUACCCUGACGAUGACUACACCAGGUUGGACACUAUACUGGCUCUUGUGUGCGCAGAAACCAAGUGUCAGGCGGAAUUGGAGCCUCAGGACGAUGUGAGCGCUGGAGAUGAAGAACUUUCACCCGGGUCCAAUCUACUGUCCCCGGGGUCUCUGUCCUCGAACUCACCGAUGAGCAGUGGAGGCAGCGUGUGUGACCGAUCCUCUGACUUUGAUUUCUGGCGUCCCCCGUCUCCCUCCUCCUCACCAGAAUCGGAGAAGAGUUCCACUUCCACGGCGGAGGAUGGCCAACAAUUCAACAGUCCUUUCUUUCCUUACUCCUGGACGGCCUAUUCCAGCUCCCAGCUCAGGCAGGUUCAGGGGCCUCAUCAUCAUCAUCAUCACCGUCAGGGCCACAGUGGGGCUCACUCUCCAGUCUACGAUGCAGAGGACAGCAGCACCAAGCAGCUUUACGCACAGAAUGGCCCGACGGCCGGUUGUUACCAGGACUAUUCUUCAGCGAGCCAACAGAUCUGCAGGAUGCGGGACCGAGAAGAGCUGUAUCUGGAUGUUAAACAGAACCCCCUCGGGAUCAAAAUCAAGUCCGAAAGUGACUUUAUUUGUUCUAAUGUUGAGCCAAGUGGAUCCUACAAGUGUAUUAAAUGUUACAAGGUAUUCUCUACUCCUCACGGGUUGGAGGUUCACGUUCGGCGCUCGCACAGCGGGACGAGGCCGUUUGAGUGCGGGAUCUGUGGAAAAACCUUUGGGCAUGCAGUGAGCCUGGAUCAGCACAGAGCGGUUCACUCGCAGGAGAGGAGCUUCAGCUGUAAAAUCUGCGGCAAAAGCUUCAAGCGCUCCUCCACGCUGUCGACACACCUGCUCAUCCACUCGGACACGAGACCUUACCCGUGCCAGUACUGCGGGAAGAGGUUCCACCAGAAGUCCGACAUGAAAAAACACACUUUUAUCCAUACAGGUGAGAAGCCGCACAAAUGCCAGGUGUGCGGGAAGGCCUUCAGUCAGAGCUCCAAUCUCAUCACGCACAGCAGGAAACACACGGGAUUCAAACCCUUCGGUUGUGACCUGUGCGGGAAAGGGUUCCAGCGGAAAGUGGACCUGAGGAGACACAAGGAGACACAGCAUGGACUCAAAUGAGCAGACUUCGAUGCUUCAACAUGAAAUCCUGCACUUUCAAUGUUUCCCGACUGCGUUAUUUUACUCUAUUUUAUGUUGAAUUUAAACUAUUUCUAUUGUUGAAUGUAGUUCAUUAUUUACACUGAGAUAUUCUGGUUGACUUUAUGGAAAUAAAACUUUAUUUAUCAAGAA
Molecule: messenger RNA, 1782 nt
Organism: Labrus bergylta (ballan wrasse)
Lineage: Eukaryota; Metazoa; Chordata; Actinopteri; Labriformes; Labridae
Gene: gfi1aa
Product: growth factor independent 1A transcription repressor a
Biological process (GO): embryo development; regulation of transcription by RNA polymerase II; urogenital system development
Cellular component (GO): nucleus
Molecular function (GO): RNA polymerase II transcription regulatory region sequence-specific DNA binding; DNA-binding transcription factor activity, RNA polymerase II-specific
Source: RefSeq, a predicted model, not a curated record